AUGGCUUCUUUUGGGUCAAUUAGGUCUGCGGUAUUUGAUAAGGAAGAAAAGAAACAGCAGUAUCAAGCUCACAUUUUAGGUCUCAAUGCUUACGAUCGGCACAAAAAGUUUGUGAAAGAUUAUGUUAACUUUUAUGGGGGAGAGAGGCAAAAACAAGAAAAAUUACCAAUAAAAACUGAUCAAGACACUCUUAGGGAAGGCUAUCGGUUUAUACGUUCAGAGGAAGAUGAUAUGGACUCGUCAUGGGAACAAAGGCUGGUGAAGCGUUACUAUGAUAAGCUUUUCAAAGAAUAUUGCAUUGCUGACAUGUCCCAUUAUAAGACAGGCAAGAUUGGACUGAGGUGGAGGACUGAAAAAGAAGUUGUAUCUGGCAAAGGGCAGUUUGUAUGUGGUAACAAACAUUGCAGUGAAGAAGAAGGCUUAGCUAGCUAUGAGGUGAAUUUUGCUUAUUUUGAAGCUGGAGAAAACAAACAAGCUCUAGUGAAAUUAGUAACUUGUGAGAGAUGUGCAAAGAAACUUCGUUACAGAAAAUUGAAGGAAAAGGAGAAGGAAGAAUCAAAAAGAAGAGAAAAAGAAGAGCAUCGGAAGAAAAGAGAAAGGGAGGAAACUGAUGAGGAUACAAGCAAGGCUUAUGAAAGAGCCAAAGGAAGAAAGUCGUCAUCAACCUCCAUGGGCGAUGGUAAAGCCGAUGAAGAGGACAACUUUGAUGAGUUUCUCCAAGGAAUGUUCCCUUGAAGCUUUGUUUUGCUACUUGCACCACCAAAGCUGUCGCUGAGCUUCAUCUGGUAUGUUUAGUGUUCGAUAUAGAUUUGUUUUGCAAAUACCACAGCUUGAAUUCGACUGGAUAUACGACUAACAUUAGAGUGGUGAAAACUCGAGUAUAGGGUGGUCCGAGGCCGCAAUAUUUUCUUCAAUUACAUACAAGUAAAAAGAUUCAUCUAUUACUUUGGGGCUGUUUACCAAAUCUUUUAUCAAGUCCUGUAUGGAUAAAUUUGU
Messenger RNA from Cynara cardunculus var. scolymus (artichoke), 996 nucleotides. RefSeq names its product protein FRA10AC1. The transcript is spliced from 11 exons. NCBI's taxonomy places the organism in Eukaryota, Viridiplantae, Streptophyta, Magnoliopsida, Asterales, Asteraceae. The record is from RefSeq and is a predicted model, not a curated record. Gene Ontology annotation, biological process: dephosphorylation. Bases 1 to 735 code for a protein of 244 amino acids. Gene Ontology annotation, molecular function: phosphatase activity.